AUAACCCUAGUCCAGCUGACGAUUCAGAACCAGAAGCGACCCAGCCAGCCACCCAUCAGCGUGCGCGAGGCGUUCGGAGCAUCCCGUGGAAGACCGGCCGGCGACGAGGGGGAAAACAUGGGGAAGGUGCCGGUGCGGAUGAAGGCGGUGGUGUACGCGCUGUCGCCGUUCCAGCAGAAGGUGAUGCCGGGGCUGUGGAAGGACAUCACCACCAAGAUCCACCACAAGGUCACGGAGAACUGGAUCUCCGCCACGCUCCUCGUCACCCCAGUCGUCGGCACCUACCAAUACGCCAUGUGGUACAAAGAGCAGGAGAAGCUGUCCCACAGAUACUAAAUGCGAUGCUCUCCAAGUUGACUGUGACAGCAGUUGGAGUUUUCAUGAUGGGUUCUGUAAUCCUUCAAUGAUGAUUUAACAUUUGUUGGAUCAAUUUUAGUUCAAUGCCUUUUUCAUAUUUCCAAUGCAUAUACGGUAUCUGUGCCUGGCAUACUUAUUUUGAGGCUUGCUAAAUAUGUACCUUUUGUCUUUGAAGUUGUUAAAUAAAGCAAAUUAACUAGCAGCUUCUCUCU
Sorghum bicolor (sorghum) is the source of this 569-nucleotide messenger RNA. RefSeq names its product cytochrome b-c1 complex subunit 8. The record is from RefSeq and is a predicted model, not a curated record. The transcript is spliced from 2 exons. Lineage: Eukaryota; Viridiplantae; Streptophyta; Magnoliopsida; Poales; Poaceae. Bases 118 to 336 code for a protein of 72 amino acids. Gene Ontology annotation, biological process: mitochondrial electron transport, ubiquinol to cytochrome c.